AUGGCCGACCCACAGGUGCCGUUUUUGGCCAAGGCCAAGGUCUCCUGGUCUGGCGAGGAGGACGGCGACUUGGGUUUCCUCGAGAACGAGGUCAUCAAGGUCUUCCACAUUGUCGACGACCUGUGGUGGCAAGGGCUGCUUCUGAGAAACGGCAACGAGGGCAUUUUCCCCAAGGACUUUGUCAAUGUCGUUGUGGAUCUGAGAUCCAACAGCGCCGCCCCGACGCCGACGAGAAAUGCCCGCUCCAGGGAAACAACCCCAGCCCCCAAGAGCUAUACACCUACAAAGCUCAAGAAGGCUCCCUUCAGCCCUUCCACCACCCCGACCAAGUCCCCUUACCGCAUGUCGCCGGCCUCCAAGCUGGCGCCCCACCUAGACGAGUCUAGACACUACGACACUUCCUUUGACAGGAAGCCAAAAUACGAUACAAGCUUUGACAGGAAGCAGAAGUACGACACGAGCUACGACAGGAAAAACGCCUCCUUUACGGCGCUGCACGGCAACAGCCCGGAGAGAAAGCUCUACUCCCAGUACGUCAUGGGUCCGGGGCUCGAUAAACGCCAUAGCAUGGUGGAAUUGGGUGCCCAGGACGACGACUUGUUGGAGCUGAUCUCGCACAAGAAACAGCAGCUUGAGAAGGAAUUGAUGAACUUGCGCCGUUUGGAGCGGUCCCACGUUCAGCUGAAGCAGCGCCGCAGCCAGCUGGUCGAGAGUUCUUUUGUUAGCGAGGAUAUCUUGUCGCUGAGACGCAACUACACAUCCAAAGACGAUCUCGGCGCCAAAUUGGCGCUUUUGGACGAGCCUGAGCUUGUUGACGACGAAGACGAGCCUCCGCCGCCGCCUCCACCUCCAAAGCAUAAAAGCCCAGCGCCCUUUGCGCCUGAAGAUUUCCGAGCAUCUGGUGCUUCUCAGCAGAACAUGGACCAAUCGUGGAGGCAGCUGCAGAACGAGCAAUUGAAGCUGUCGCUCAAGUCGUUGCAAAGCGACGUGCUCAAUCUUUCUGAGCUCAGCGCAACGUCCGCCGGUUCUUUCAUGAGGCACAAGUACGAGAAAGACAUGAACGAGUCCGAGAACAGGAUGAAUCGUAUGAGCAUCGCCGAGGACGAGGAGCCCAGCGACGUCAUGAACUCGGUCUUCAGAGACAAGAAGUCCAAGCAUCCCAAGAUCUUCAAGAUGUUGAUGAAAAAGAAGCCCGAGCAGAACUUGAUGGAACAGCGUCUUCAGCAGGACCAGCCCGAUGACUGGCAGAGUGUCAAGGUGGACUUGAACAGAAUGAACACCUUGAUCACUCAGGACAAGCAGCUGCGGACCAAAAGAGCCGUACGCGAAGAGCCCAAUUUCAUCGCAAGGCCUUUGGACUUCAUUACCGACAUCAAUGAAAGCGAGACAUUUGGCCCUGAUCAGCAUUUAGAGCCACCCAAGGAUAUGAAGGUCAAUUACCGCAAGGUGGCAGACUUUUCCGAACGAUACUCCCAUAGCUUCGACUUCAACGACUUGAUCUCCGAUAUCAGCGUCAAGUUUGGCACCUGGAGACCUAAUGAAAUUAGGGCCGUUCUCAUGCAUUUGUGCAAAUUUCAUAUCAUCGAGGAAAGCGAGCGGAUUCUGCAAACAAAGCCCAAGUUGCAAGAGAUCAUGGCAAAGGGAGAAGCAACCAUUUUCCAGCUCAACUAUCUCUUCAAGAAGCUCCUUGAAGCGUUACGGAUCCCAGCAGAGGUGGUACUUGGCUUUUGGAAAAAGCCAAACGAGUUCUACCAUAAUGAGCAAUACGUCAUUAAUCACUGCUGGCUCUCUGUGAUGGUCGAGACAGAUAUGUAUGGAAAUGGUGUCUUCCGCGUCAUCGAUCUCAUGUGUUUCAAAAAUGGUCCAAUUUGCAACAAGGAGGGUUUCAACGAAUUCUACUUCUUGGCCGAACCGCUUGAUCUCGUUUCCACGCACAUUCCUUCGGUGAUUGAGUUGCAGCACGUCUGCCCUCCAGUCGAUCUCAACAUUGCCUAUCAUUUGCCUAGAACCUAUUCAGGAUGGACAAAAAACAGUCUUCUGUUUAAAAACUUCAACAAUGCAUUGACCCGGAUCAGAGAUUUAGAGUUUUUCGAAGCUGACAUUAACCUCCCUGUCGAUGUCGAGCUCUUCACCCUAAUUAAAACGUCAAGGACCACUUCUAAUGAUUACACGUUGUGUCAGGUCUAUUGGAGCGGCAGCAAGCGAAUUGCCAAAGUCAAGGCGGUACUUCCGGACAAGGAAGAGGUUGGCGUCUUGCAGAUUUUCGCCGGUCCUAAGGGUCUCCAGACACAUUUUGACAAUAUUCACGAGUUGGCAUGCGUGGUACCGCUUUAUCAUCAAGGCUCCCAGAAACCUUGCAAGUUCGUGCCACGUUACCCCACCAACCAGGCACAAAAUAACGAUCUUUACAUCAAGCAUCCCCAGCUCAACAACAUCAGUGUUGGCCACGCCUACAACUUUGAAAUCGAAGCUCAUCCGUCCAUGGGACUCAACAGCGGGCUGGGUAUCAUGAACCAGGACUUCAAGCUCGUCAUUGAAUCGCCGCUGGGUAAAUACACCCGGUUGAUGAAGGACGAGCCCCACAAGCCUUACGGAACGUUCCGCAGCAACAUCAAUUGCCAGGAAAAUGGAACAUACCGUGCGUUGGUUAUAGGCGACAGCGGCAACAGCUGGUAUGUGUUUGCUCAAUGGGAAUGUGCUGGGUUGCAUUAA
Messenger RNA from Candidozyma duobushaemuli, 2712 nucleotides. RefSeq lists its product as uncharacterized. The coding region runs from base 1 to 2712 and encodes 903 amino acids. Gene Ontology annotation, molecular function: protein binding. The record is from RefSeq and is a predicted model, not a curated record. Lineage: Eukaryota; Fungi; Ascomycota; Pichiomycetes; Serinales; Metschnikowiaceae. The transcript has a single exon.